GAAAGAGGCACAAAGGCGGAAGAGAACAGUUUGAACUAGCACAAAACAAAUGGGGGAAGAGAGCUAAUGGAAAACUCGGAGGCUAAUCCAUAUGUAUAAGGAGAGAGAGUAGAAAAAGUUAUAUAUAGUUGGCAUAACAAAGGAUCAAGGAAGCCAUGAAUUGACUCAUCCUGGAGGUGACUGUGGUGCUACCAUCCCAUUUCCCAAUCUGCUUCCCACUUCUGCAGUUCAAGAAAGCAUCCUUAAUCAGCAAAGCACUUAAGCACUGAAGUCAAUGGGUCUUAAGCAGGCAGUCAAAUGAUAUCCUGAAUGGAGGCCUGUAAGAGCUAUGAAGCACAGAUCCAGAAUUCAGCUCCAGAGUUGUGAGCUGGGCCCGCUAGGGAGCGAUGACAUUCAGGUCUAGAUCUGGCUCUGGAAUUCAGAUCUGGAGUGGCAUCCCAUCCUCUUCCAACCUCCUAUUGCUAAGAAUGAUCAAACCCAAAUCCAGAACACGGAUCUGGAGUUUGGGGGGGUUGGGCAUCUCUCUGCCUAUGUUUUCCAUCAGAGUCUCCUCCACUGGCUGCAGCCCUGAUGAGUGACUCAUUACCAGUUUAAGAAAUUUGACACUGCAGAUAUGACCCUGUGACAGCAGCUGUCUCAGAAUGGGAACACCCACAUCCCACUCCAUGCCAAGUAUUCAUUAAAGUGAAAUCAGUUCCUGCUCUCAGGGAAAAGAGCCAUGGCUGCUGUCUUCCUCCCCGGGAACCUGCAAGACGAGGCAACUUGUUCAGUCUGCCUGGAGUUCUUCAAAGACCCCGUGUCCAUAGAGUGCGGCCACAACUUCUGCCGAGCCUGCAUCACCAAGAGCUGGAGAGGCCUGGAGAUGGAUUUCCCCUGCCCUCAGUGCCGGGAGAUCUUCCAGCAGAAGAACUUCAGGCCCAACAGGCAGCUAGCCAACAUGUGCGAGAUCAUCAGCCAGUUUGCAGUACCUGGGGCGAAAGGGGCUCUGGAGGAGGGACUCUGUGAGAAACACAGGGAAGCGUUCAAACUCUUCUGCAGGGAUGAUCAGAAGUCGAUCUGCGUGGUGUGUGACAGAUCCCGGGAGCACCGGCCUCACACUGUGGUGCCCGUAGAGGAGGCUGCCCAGGAGUACAAGGAACAAAUUCAGAGCCGGUUGGAUUUCCUGAAAAAAGAGAGACAAGAAUUGCUGGAAUUUAAAUCAAAGGAUGAUAAGAAAAGCCAAGAGCUACUGAAAACUAUAGAGUUGGAGCGGCAGAUGCUCAUCUCUGAAUUCGAGGGUCUACGCCAGUUUCUGCAUGACCAGGAACAUCUCCUUCUGGGCCAGCUAGAGAAGAUGGAGAAGGGAAUCGCCAAGAAGCAGAAUGAAAACCUCACCGAGCUCUCUAAAGAGAUUUCACUCCUCAACCAACUGAUAACAGACUUGAAAGAGAAAAUCCAACAACCAGUGCUUGAGUUGCUCAAGGAUGUGACGAGCAUCUUGAACAGAAGCAAGGGUCUGAAGUUUCAGAAGCCGGUUCCUGUCUCUUCUGAUAUGAAAAGCUCUAUCAGCAAUUUCUCUCUCAAGACUGUUGUCCUCAAGGCAGUGUUAAAGAAAUUCAAAGAGACUCUGCAGGAUGAACUGGGAAAAGGUGAAAAAGAGGACCUGACUCUGGAUCCGGAUACAGCCAACCAGCUGCUCAUCUUAUCCACAGAUCUCAAGAGUGUGAGGAUGGGAUGCCGAAAACAGGAGCUGCCUGAUAACCCCAAGCGAUUCGACACUAACUCCCGGGUGCUGGCUUUGGAAGGAUUCAAGUCGGGGAGGCAUUACUGGGAGGUGGAAGUGGGGGCCUCAGAUGGCUGGGCUUUUGGUGUGGCCAGGGAGUCGGUGAGGAGGAAAGGUCUGACUCAGUUUUCCCCCGAGGAGGGGAUCUGGGCAGUGCAACAAAACGGAGGGCGCUACUGGGCUGUCACCUCCCCUCAACGCACCCCGCUUUGCAUCGGUGAGAGGCUCAGUAAGGUCCGGGUUUACCUAGACUACGAAGGGGAAGAGGUGUCAUUCUACAACGCUGAGAACAUGCAGCACAUGUUUACUUUUAAUGUUGCCUUUAAUGAGAGGGUGUUCCCCCUCUUUUCCGUCUGCUCCACAAUCACCUACAUUAAACUGUGUCCCUGAAACUUGCAAAACAAUUCACUUAAGACUUGCCCGGGUGCCCCUCACAGAAAAAGCAGCCAGAAACCGUGAAGAUGAGCAUGGCAUUAAUGCAAUAGCUAGGUUGUUAGCUAGCUAGCCUAGGCAGUUGCUUGUGUUUUCAUGAUCAGGUCAUCUAGCCCUGACCAGAACAGGUCCAGACCACAUGGCAGUUGGUCCAUAUUUGUGAUCCAUGAGGUUGGGCCGAAAGCUCCUUAAAAUCAAUAAACAGACUCCAGUUGACUUAAGUGGGCUUUGGACUUAAGAGGGCAGGUGCAAUGAGGGGAGAUUUUCAGAAAACUGCCAGUGUAGACAAAGAUUGUCAGCAGGGCAAAAGCAAUAUGACCAGGUCUAAGGACUUGUAAAUUACCACAUUUAAGCCAAACUAAUAUAAAUAAGAACUACUCUGAUUUAAAUGCAUCUACAUUGGGGUUUUGUUUUAGUCUAACAAGAUCAAUUUUAAAUCCAUAUAGUUAAACUAUUGCAACUUUUCUAAUAAAAGCCAGGGUCUAACGCUACUAGAAACAGCUGACCCUUGUCCAAACUACAGCUUCCAUCACUGGAGCAGCACCAGUCCAGCAAUUGCUUAACAGUUACCCUAUAGUAGUGGAGGCCUUAGUGAGAGCCUCUGAUUGUUCUCUUUAUUUGAAGGCUAGAUGCUAGUCCUAUUUGUGUGACCCAUGCACCUCUUCUGUAUCUCUUGAUGUAUAAGUUGUUUGAAAGUCAAUGGCAAAUAAUUCUUUGCAUGAUGGGGCUUGGAAACUCACUGAUUGUCAAAAGGCCUUGUAGUAGAAAUAAAAUCUGAAGGCACUCUA
Chelonia mydas (Green sea turtle) is the source of this 2982-nucleotide messenger RNA. RefSeq names its product tripartite motif containing 7 (gene TRIM7). Bases 719 to 2152 code for a protein of 477 amino acids. Lineage: Eukaryota; Metazoa; Chordata; Testudines; Cheloniidae. Gene Ontology annotation, molecular function: protein binding; zinc ion binding. The record is from RefSeq and is a predicted model, not a curated record. The transcript has 8 exons.